UUGUAUCACCUAAAACUAAUCGAGAUAGAUGAAGGUUUAUAUAUAUAUAUAUACAAACAACCGUUAGGUGAACCAAACUAUCAUUUUCUGUGGCGACAUGUUGCAAUAGUAUAAAAAUUAACGAUAAGAGCUUGGCCUGAUCUCAUCUCUAUUAUUCUAUGCCCAGUACUAUGCAUUUUUUCUUUUGUAUAGUGAACACACCUAAUGUUUAUCGGUAUUAAAUAUAAAGAAAUACCAGCAAGUGGGCACCACUCUCAGCUGUUUUUGUUGAUAAGAUUUUCGGCUGCCAAUUCAUAUAGUAAACUAGUAUCAACUUUAUCAUUUCGGUUUCUAAAUUAUCCGUGGUUUGGUUAGCUCGCAGCGAAAUGUUUUGAAACAACAACAAAGUUAAAACAUUAAAAUACAAAGCCAGUUACAAAAUUAAAACUGAAAUUCUACUUCUCCAGUUACGUGAGUCACGUGCCUUAGAAUCAAGUUAGGACCGAGCAGGUGCGGUGUAGUACCUACAGGUUGUUUUUGUUUUUUUCUUGCAGCCAUCGACAUUGAGUAGUGGCAAUUAUUAGUGACGAAACGGUUUGAAGACGCAAGAUAAAAUAAGAUAGUAACAAAAACGGUAUUGCGUUAUAGAAGUUGAUAAACUGUGUAUCGAAACUCCAGUGUUUGAAUCUUCUACCUGAUCACUAAUCUGAAAAAUGUCAGAAACACCGGUACUCGAACCUUGCAUACCAUUGUCAAUUGAGGAACGUACAUUGAUUGAUGUGACGGAAAAGGCGAAAGAUUGGGCUAUUAUGCAUGGUGCUGCUAUGCGCUCCAAAGCCAACUUUAGCUCGGAUUCACUAAAUUUUGCACCGUUUAUAUUGAUGCCGUCGUCCUUCCCACGCAAAGAAUUUGAAAAGGCUAAGAAUUUGCAAACCAUAAUCAAUCAAUUGAUGCAUAAUGUGGCGCAUGAUGAGGAAUUUCUAACAACAACUCUAGCCGAAACUGUAAAAGUGGAUGAGUUCACUGCAAAUUUAUUUAAUGUGUACAAAAAAGUACUCGCUAAUGGUUUUGGACAGUCAAUUUCGUUGGGCCUAUUGCGCAGUGAUUUGAUGUUGGAGACGAAUUGUGCAGAAUUGCUAGAAAAAGAGAAACAAACCCCGUGUGCCUACUGUUGCUGGAAACAAGUUGAAAUUAACACUAUAGCUUCUGGUUUUGGCCAUUUAGGACCAGUAAGCAAAGAUAUACAAAGCUUUGUAAUGAGCGAGUUGGGACAUGCGGAUAAAAUUAAAAAUAUGCCCGAAAACACUGCUUUGUCCAGCCUUUGUGGUGGCAUGAUCAAAGCGUGGGAGGUAUAUGCUGAGCCCAAAGCGGUUAUUCUUUUUGUCAUCGAAGAUGUUUCCUACAAUAUUUGCGAUCAGCGUUUCCAUGAGUUUUAUAUACGCGAACAGCGCCCAAAUAUAAAAGUAUUACGUCGUACUCUAACGGAGGUGCAUAAAGAGGGAAAAUUGGGACCAAAUAAAGAGCUAUUACUCUGUGAAUAUGAAGUGGCUGUCAUUUAUUUCCGCGCCGGCUAUGAACCUCGGCAUUAUCACUCGCAAGAUGAAUGGGAUGCGCGUUAUAUGAUGGAGUGUUCGCGUGCGAUAAAAUGUCCUUCCAUACACUACCAUUUAGCCGGCACUAAGAAGGUACAGCAAGCGCUUGCUCAACCCGCGAUGCUAGAACGGUUUAUAAGCGACCCAGAAAAGAUAAAAGCUGUGGGACAAAUCUUCACUGGGCUCUACUCGUUGGAUGACUCUGAAGCAGGCAAUGCCUCAUACGAAAUGGCAUUGAAAGAACCGGAACGUUUUGUGCUGAAGCCACAACGCGAAGGCGGCGGUAAUAAUGUAUAUGGUGUUGACAUUCCAGAUGCACUGCGGAAAAUGAGUCGCGUUGAACGCGCCGCCUGGAUUCUUAUGGAUCUAAUUCAGCCACCAAUAUCCAAGGGUUACAUGAUACGUCCGGGUGGCAAAUCGCCACCAGAAGUGGUUGAUCUCGUUUCAGAGCUGGGCAUUUUUGGUGUAAUACUAGGUGAUGUGGAUAAUGUGAUUUGCAAUUACCAAGCGGGUCAUAUGCUGCGCACGAAACUCUCGACUGCGAACGAGGGCGGUGUUGCAGCGGGACUUGGCGCCUUGGACAGUCCUUAUUUACUGGAUUAGGGUUUCAAUUAUCAUGUUUUGGUUUUUAAAAAAAUUCACACUUUUCUUCAUAUCUAAUUUUUAAGUAUUCUAAAUUUUUUUAUUUUACGAGCGGUAAAAAGUUAGUCUUUUUGAUAUUUGCCAAUUUUAAACCUAACGUAAAUCUGAAGCUACUAUUUUGCAGAGUUUUUGGCUUUUGCCUAUUUUGAUAAAAUUUUGGAAUGUUUUUUUUUUUUUAAUAAAAAAAUAUCACGACUACUUAUCAUGUAUGUACAUAAUAUGCUAUUAAAUAAAAAAGUAGAACACAAUUUUUUAAUACAAAUCAUAUUUUAAAAAUAUAUGUAUUUGUAUUGAGUAGAACAUGUCACAGCAAUAAUCAAAAAUAUAUAAACAUCGCCAUUUAGAAUGAUUAAGAAAGAAACAAUUAAAACACAGAUAAAAUUUUGACCUCAGGACAUUACUACACAUCUUCAUAUACAAA
Molecule: messenger RNA, 2634 nt
Organism: Bactrocera oleae (olive fruit fly)
Lineage: Eukaryota; Metazoa; Arthropoda; Insecta; Diptera; Tephritidae
Product: glutathione synthetase
Biological process (GO): glutathione biosynthetic process
Cellular component (GO): cytosol
Molecular function (GO): glutathione synthase activity; glutathione binding; ATP binding
Source: RefSeq, a predicted model, not a curated record